Colletotrichum graminicola M1.001 is the source of this 807-nucleotide messenger RNA. RefSeq lists its product as uncharacterized. The coding region runs from base 1 to 807 and encodes 268 amino acids. NCBI's taxonomy places the organism in Eukaryota, Fungi, Ascomycota, Sordariomycetes, Glomerellales, Glomerellaceae. The transcript has a single exon. Gene Ontology annotation, cellular component: extracellular region. The record is from RefSeq and is a predicted model, not a curated record.
AUGCACAGCCAAUACGUGGUUCUUGCGCUCCUCAGCCGUGCUGCCCUCCUUACUGCCGCCCCCUUCAAGUCCACAACAGCCUUUGAAAAACGCGAUAAUCUCGCAACCAUCGAAACGGCCCUCUCCCCCGUUUUUGGCGCCCUCUCGGCCGUUGAUCUCGCCGUGGUAUCUCUUGAUGGCACCACUAUUUCAGCACAGAAUCUUUACGUUGCCUCGCAGCGAGUCGAGACCACCGUCAAGGAAGCAACCAUAAUAGUCCGCGCCACAGGGGAUCUCACCGUCAGCAAAUCACUCAAGCUACGCAAAUCCACAGACACCCUUGCCGCUCAGACAAAAACGACGCUCGACGACCUGGUCUCUCGCAAGGCGGUUCUCGAUACGCUCGGCUUCGGCGGCACCGUCCUGCUGUCCCUCCAACAGCAGGAGGCAGCCACUAUGUCACUGAGCCAGGCACUGGCCCAGAAAGUUCCAAUGAUUGGACAACCCCAAGCCGCAUCCGACGUGUCCAACAUGGAGGCAAUGUUCAACAAGGCCAUCGCAGCUUUCUCCGUUGUCGAAGUCCCGGUUGUUGUUCCCGUUACACCUGUCACCCCCGUCCCCGUCCCCGUAACGCCUGUUGUCCCCGUAACGCCUGUUGUCCCCGUUACACCUGUUGUCCCCGUUACACCUGUCCCAGCUCCAGUAAUCAUUGCACCGAAGAAAGCAAAGAGCGAGAAGGACGAGAUGAACGAGAUGAACGAGACGGACGAGACGAACGAGGCGGAUGAGAUGGACGAUAUCGAUGCCCUAGCUGAGGAUGACGCGUAA